AUGGAUGGGUUGAGAGAGUUGAUUCUUCAGGAUACUGAAGAAAGACAUUGUUCGGUGUUGGAGAGAUUUUGUGAGGUGGCCUACAGACUUGCUUUGCCACCCAGAUUAUCAAGCGUUAAUCCAGCGUUUCAUGUUUCCAUGCUUCGGAAAUACUAUGAGGAUCCAUCACAUGUUGGAUUUCAACUCGGUGCAGUUGACAAAGAUUUGACUUAUGAUGAGGAGUUGAUAGCCAUUUUUGAUAGGCAAGUUCGAAAGUUGAGCUCAAAGAAUAUUGCAUCGGUGAAGGUUCAGUUGAGAGGUCAAGCAAUCAAGGAUGCAACUAGGGAAACCGAGCAUGAUAUGCGGCGCAGAUAUUCUCACCUUUUUUUAUAA
Nicotiana attenuata is the source of this 372-nucleotide messenger RNA. RefSeq lists its product as uncharacterized. The record is from RefSeq and is a predicted model, not a curated record. Lineage: Eukaryota; Viridiplantae; Streptophyta; Magnoliopsida; Solanales; Solanaceae. The transcript has 2 exons. The coding region runs from base 1 to 372 and encodes 123 amino acids.